This is a messenger RNA of Ficedula albicollis (Collared flycatcher), 1564 nucleotides long. It is a transcript of the gene SFXN5, whose product is annotated as sideroflexin 5. Gene Ontology annotation, molecular function: monoatomic ion transmembrane transporter activity; citrate transmembrane transporter activity. Bases 30 to 1007 code for a protein of 325 amino acids. Gene Ontology annotation, cellular component: mitochondrial inner membrane. Gene Ontology annotation, biological process: monoatomic ion transport; citrate transport; mitochondrial transmembrane transport. Lineage: Eukaryota; Metazoa; Chordata; Aves; Passeriformes; Muscicapidae. The record is from RefSeq and is a predicted model, not a curated record. The transcript is spliced from 14 exons.
GGGAGGCUGUUUAAAGUGGCGCUUGCGGGAUGGCGGAGCCGGCGGACUAUCCCCCGUUCCAGCUGGGGAAGCCCCGCUUCGAGCAGACUUCAUUUUAUGGCAGAUUCAGGCACUUCUUGGACAUCAUCGACCCCCGCACCCUCUUUGUGACUGAGGGCCGGCUGAAGGAGGCGGUGCAGCUGCUGGAGGAUUACAAGCACGGCACUCUGCCCCCCGGAGUCACCGACGAGCAGCUGUGGGGAGCUCAAAAAAUCAAACAGGCCAUCAUCCACCCCGACACCAACGAGACCAUCUUCAUGCCUUUCCGAAUGUCAGGUUACAUUCCCUUUGGAACCCCCAUUGUUGUUGGUCUUCUCCUGCCCAACCAGACCCUGGCCUCCACGGUGUUCUGGCAGUGGUUGAACCAGAGCCACAACGCCUGUGUGAACUAUGCAAACCGCAACGCGAGCAAGCCUUCUCCGACAUCCAAGUUCAUCCAGGGCUACUUGGGAGCUGUCAUAAGUGCUGUCUCAAUAGCAGUGGGCCUUAACGUUCUGAUCCAGAGAGCAAACAAGUUUACCCCGGCCACCCGGCUCCUGAUCCAGAGGUUUGUGCCAUUCCCUGCUGUUGCCAGUGCCAACAUCUGCAACGUGGUCCUGAUGAGGCACACGGAGCUGGAGGAGGGGAUUGAUGUCCUGGACAGCAAUGGGAACGUGGUUGGCUCCUCCAGAGUUGCUGCCAAACAUGCUCUGCUGGAAACAGCCCUGACCAGAGUGGUCCUGCCCAUGCCUAUACUGGUUCUACCUCCCAUCAUCAUGUCCGUGCUGGAGAAAACGUCUCUGCUGCGGGCCCGGCCCCGGAUGCUGCUGCCGGUGCAGAGCCUCGUGUGCCUCGCUGCCUUCGGCCUGGCGCUGCCCCUGGCCAUCAGCCUCUUCCCGCAGAUGUCCGAGAUCGAGACAGCCCAGCUGGAGCCAGAGAUUGCCAUGGCCACCAGCAGCAAGACUGUGGUCUACAACAAAGGCUUGUGAGUGCCAGAGGAGAAUCCCAGCCCAGGAGGUCUGGGGAGGGAAGAGGGGGAACUCCAGACCCCGUCUGGGAGAAAGCAAACAAGAAGGAGAAGAUGAGAUCAUAGAGCUCAGCGAUAGGAGCUGCUCCCGGCAGCCCGGGAGGGAAUUAACACCUGCACAGAACUGACACCUCACACCACUCUCAAAGAUUCACAUUAAAAGUUCUAACCUAGCAACAGGAGCAGCCACUACAGCAAAUAAAAUCCCGUUGAACCGCUUUAGGACUGGCUGACAGAAGUCAGAGUCACUGGCACUGCACGGAGGGAGUUCAGGGGUGAGCCCAGAGCUGGCUGCAGGACACAGACAUGGCCCAACAUCACCCAGCACAACCUCUGCUCACGGAGCCCAGCCCCCCCGAUGCUGCUCAGCACCGUGGAUGUGACUGAUCAGGAUUGAUCGGGCAUUGGGAAUGCCCGGCAUUGAUUUCCUGCCCAUCCCACCCCAGCAGCCGGGCGCUGAAGAGGAGUUCCCAGCUCAGUGUGCCCAGCCAAGGGCUCUGCUGUGCCCCUCCAUCCCCC